Messenger RNA from Triticum aestivum (bread wheat), 432 nucleotides. RefSeq lists its product as uncharacterized. The transcript is spliced from 2 exons. Bases 22 to 399 code for a protein of 125 amino acids. The record is from RefSeq and is a predicted model, not a curated record. Lineage: Eukaryota; Viridiplantae; Streptophyta; Magnoliopsida; Poales; Poaceae.
UAUAGCUCCGCCGUUGUAAUCAUGGCGGCGUUAGUCGGUGUCAUGGCCUUGGCUUUCGCUGGUCUAGUGCCAUUGAGAUCUUUGGCUUAUCUCGCUAGAAAAUGCGGCAAGAAAGAUUUAGCUCCGCGCCGUGACCAUCUAGCAGACGACGCGGCCUGUUGCUUCAUGUGGGCUUUUAAUCAGUUGCGCUCCAUUCUGGGCUACGGCGGCAACGGCGGCGGGGUCGCCGACGGCGAACAUAAAUGUUCAGAUUGCUUGCUGCCCCGGAGGCAACAUGGUGAUCGGGAACCAAGUUCAAGGUUCCCCAUGAGGUGGCGAUUUUCUCAGGUGAAGCAGAAGCAGGAGACCCCGGGGGAAGGCGUGUCUGUCAGGACCCAAGAUUCUGAAGAAAUGAAGUAAUGAAUGCUAGUUCUUAUUUGUUUUUCAUCUCUG